ACAUUUCCCCACUUUAAAGAAAAGGAAUGCAGGAUUAUAAUUGCUUUGUCUUGAUAUCACGUUUUCAGAAUUGUUGGAAGCCAAAAUUGAAAUUGAAAAUAAAAUUUAAUUUAUCACAGCCUUAUUCAGCUCUUUCUCUUGUCCAGCAGCUGUGAAUGGUGAAUGACGAUGUUGUCUGUUAAAGAGCUGCUUGUGGACUCACUGAAGGAACUGGUAGAAGCUGAUCUGAAGGAGUUUCAGUGGCGCUUGAAGAAUGAUCAUAAGGAUAUAUCAAAUUCUGAAAUGGAAAAUCCAGAUCGGUUAAAAACAGUGGAUAAGAUGGUGACAUGUUUUGGAUCAGAAGAAGCUGUGAAGAUCAUGGUGGAAAUCCUGAGAAAGAUGAAGCAGAAUGACCUUGCAGAGCAGCUGGAGACCAAACACAAGCAAGCUCAGGCUGAGGGCAAUAUGAAGACAUCUGCCCCUGUUGGAGCUGAUUUAAAACAGAGCUGGGAGCUUCAAAACUUCUUGGAAACUCACAAAACCAACAUGAAGGAGAAAGCAGAACAUAUUUUUGAGGGCAACAAAGAAAAUGAAGCACAUCUCAAGGCUGUUUACACAGAACUGUUCAUCACAGAGGGAGAUAUGAAAGAUGUCAAUCAGGAACAUGAGAUUGUGAAGAUUGAUGAUGCGUUCAAGAACAAAAAAACACAGUACAUAAAAAUCAAAUGCAAUGAUAUAUUUACUGAACUGAGGAAAAAACAUUUUAAAAAGACUGUUCUGACUAAGGGCAUCGCUGGCAUUGGAAAAACUGUCUCUGUGCACAAGUUCAUCCUGGACUGGGCAGAAGGAAAAGCCAAUCAGGAUAUAGACUGUGUGUUCCUGCUUCCAUUCAGAGAGAUUAACUUUAUGACAAAUGAAGAUUUCAGUCUCCACGAGCUUCUGCUGGAAUUUUACCCUGAACUGAAGGACCUGGAGAAAUCAAAAUUAUAUACAAAAUGUAGUCUAGCAUUUAUUUUUGAUGGACUUGAUGAGAGUCGCCUGCCUUUGAAUUUUAAAAGUAGAUCAAUAAACAUUGCUGAGAAAAGAUCAUCUGUAGAUGUGCUGUUCACAAAUCUGGUCAAAGGGAAUCUGCUUCCAUCAGCUCUGGUCUGGGUGACCUCACGACCAGCAGCAGCCAAUCAGAUCCCUCCGCGCUAUGUAGGUUUGUUCACAGAGGUGCGAGGAUUCACUGAACAACAAAAGGAGGAGUACUUCAGAAAGACAAUCAAAGAUGAAACUGUAGCCUCCAGAAUCAUCUCACACGUUAAGGCGUCUCAUAGUCUCUACAUCAUGUGCCACAUUCCUGUGUUCUGCUGGAUCACAGCCACAGUACUUCAGGAUAUUCUCAAUGAAACCAAUGCAGAAAGCAUCAGCACAACACUCACGGAAAUGUACAUCCACUUUCUACUGAUACAGAUGAACAUGAAGAGCCAGAAGUAUGAUAAACAAGAAGAAAGAGAAUGUACAAAGCUAUUAGAUUCAAAUAGAGAAAUGAUUUUGAAUUUGGCCAAGCUCGCAUUUGAACAGCUGAAACAGGAAAACAUUGUGUUUUAUGAGAAAGAUCUGAAAGCAUGUGGAAUUACUGUGAGUGAAAGUACUGAGUUCACAGGAAUGAUUGCUGAGAUCUUUAAGAGGGAACAUGGACUUCAUGAAGCAAAGGUCUUUUGCUUUGUGCAUCUAAGUGUUCAAGAGUUUCUUGCUGCUGUGCAUGUGUUCCUCUGCUACCUGAAGAAGAAAAUAGAGGAGAUUUGUUUUUUCUUUGAUGAGCCAGAAGAAAAUGUCACAUUGCAGAAGCUACUGCAGAAGGCUGUUAACAAAGCCAUGGAGAGUCAAAGAGGACAUCUGGACCUGUUUAUGCGGUUUCUAAUGGGCAUCUCACUAGAAUCUAGUCAAAACUUGCUCCAAGGCCUGCUGACACACACUGAAGACACCACAGAGAGCAUCAGACAAACAACUGUAUACAUUAAACAAGUUCAAAGCAAGAAUAUCUCAGAUGAAGCUUCAGUCAACCUGUUUUACUGCUUACUAGAGCUCAAGGAUCAAUCAUUAUAUCAGCAAAUACAGAGACACCUCAGUUCAGAAGAACAUCCAGGACUUUCAUCUUCAAUGUGCACAGUGCUGACCUAUGUAUUGCUGAUAUCAGAGAAGGUCCUGGAUGAGUUCAACCCAAAGAGGUUUACAUCAUCAUCUUCAGACUACAAGAGACUCAUUCCAGCUGUGAGAUGCUGCAGAAAAGCCCUAUUUGACAGCUGUGGUCUUAAUGAAACAUGCUGUGAAACGGUAUCUUCAGCUCUCCAAUCAUCAAACUCUCAUCUGAGAGAGCUGAACCUGAGUAAUAAUCACCUGCAAGAUUCAGGAGUGAAGCUGCUCUGUGCUGGAGUGAAGAGUCCCAACUGUCAGCUGAACAUACUGAGGCUGUGUGGGUGUAAUCUCACUGCUCAGUCUUGUGAGAGUUUGUCCUCAGCUCUACAAUCAUCAAACUCAGUCCUGAAAGAGCUGGACUUGAGUAACAAUGACCUGAAAGUUUCUGGGGUGAAGCUACUUUCUGAUGUACUGAGGAGUCCAAACUGUCAGCUGGAGAUACUGAGAUUGUCUUUAUGUAAUCUCACUGCUCACACUUGUGACAGUCUGUCAUCAGUUUUACAAUCCUCAAACUCUGUCCUGAGAGAGCUAGACUUGAAUAACAAUGACCUGAUGGAUUCAGGAGUGAAGCUGCUUUUUGAUGGCCUGAAGAGCCCAAACUGUCAGCUGGAGAUACUGAGGUUGUCUGGCUGUAUGGUGACAGAAGUAGGCUGUUGUUAUGUGUCUUCAGCUCUGAGUUCAAACCCCUCACACCUGAGAGAGCUGGAUCUGAGCUACAAUCACCCAGGAGAUUCAGGAGUCAAGCUGCUCUCUGAAAAACUGGAGGCUCCAAAGUGCUCACUAGAAAAAUUCAAUGUUGAUCAUGGAGGAGAGUCCAGGAUUAAAACAGGGCUACAGAAAUAUGCCUGUUCUCUCACACUGGAUCCAAACACAGCAAACAAGCGUCUCAUUCUGUCUGAGGAGAAAAGAGAGGCAACAUGUGUGGAAGAGUAUCAGGUGUAUCCUGAUCAUCCAGACAGAUUUGAUUAUUGGGAGCAGGUGUUGUGUAGAGAGAGUGUGUUUGGACGCUGUUACUGGGAGCUGGAGGAGUGGAGUGGACGUGUGUCUAUAUCAGUGUCAUAUAAGAGCAUCAGCAGGAAGGGAUGGGGUAAUCAGUCUUGGUUUGGAGGUAAAGAUGAGUCCUGGAGUUUGUCCUGCUGUCCCUCCAGAUGCACAUUCUGGCACAAUAACAUGCAGACUGUUAUCCCUGUGAAGUCCGUCAGCAGUAGAAUAGGAGUAUUUGUGGAUCACAGUGCAGGAACUCUGUCCUUCUACAGCGUCUCUGACACAAUGAGCCUCAUCCACACAGUCCAGACCACAUUCAGUCAGCCGCUCUAUCCUGGGUUUAGGGUUUAUGGAUCAGUGAAACUGUAUAUACAGAAUAGAUUUUAAAGAGAUUAUUCCCAUGAUAAAUUAGUAACAGUGAGAUGUUAUAGAGUCUCCAAAGCCACUGCAACCUUGCCAAAAAAAGCAUGAUGGCUAAUGCUAGAGCUGCGGCUUUGGCAGUACGCAGGGAUGGAGACCAGAGGACAUUGUAUGAUUGGCUGAGGUGUCUCAUAUGAUCUAAAUUAGCCAUUAUGCUCUUUCCAAUGGUAAGUACAACAGACCAGUUUUUUUUACAUGGGGUGGCCAGGGGAUGGGGAUGACAAUGGCUAAUCAAGGGGGUUCACAGACCAUGACAGAAAAUCAGUGUAUAACACCAGCCUGGCAAAAAAACAAACAAAAAAAAAAAACAAAUCAUCUGAUUACUGAUUACUUCACAUUACCCCACAUACCGUAACUUCAAAUGUUAAUCUAUUGGAACUUAUUUCUCUUAUUUCUAACAUUCUCUUAUUUCAUCUCAUUAACCAGUGGUUGGAGCAAAAGAUUUAACAUUAACAUAUAGGUUGCAAUUCACAAAUGUUGUUCAGUAACCUAAAACUUUAACUUAAACAGGGCUUCCAACUUUUGAGUUCAGUCUGGAGUGAGAAUUAUUCAGGAAUAAUUAACAAGCUUGCGAUUAUGUACAUGUUAUUUUUUCUAAAAGAAAAUUUAAUCGAAACUAUACAGGGAGCCCUACUGUUAAGGUUAACAGUAACAAUUGAUACCCCUAUUUGGGGUAACUAACUUUACACCAGGGAAACAAAUUCUGGAUUUAAAAUUUGGGAAUCAAAAGGUUUGAGUAAGGUGGGAGAUUUAUUUAGAAAUAAAUAAUCUAGGACCUAAAUACAUUGCAGAUAUGCUCACUGAUUAUAAACCACUCAGAUCAUUAGGAUUGAGUCAGUUAGAAAUACCAAGAGUUCACACAAAACAAGGGGAGUCCACUUUUAGCUAUUUUGCUGCCCGCAGCUGAACCAGCAUCCAGAAGAGAUCAGAUGUGCUAAAACAUCAGCCACAUUUAAAUCCAAACUCAAAACUCAUCUGUUUAGCUGUGCAUUUAUUGAAUGAGCACUGUGCUACGUCUGAACUGAUUGCACUGUA
This is a messenger RNA of Cyprinus carpio (common carp), 4599 nucleotides long. RefSeq names its product NACHT, LRR and PYD domains-containing protein 3-like. The record is from RefSeq and is a predicted model, not a curated record. NCBI's taxonomy places the organism in Eukaryota, Metazoa, Chordata, Actinopteri, Cypriniformes, Cyprinidae. Gene Ontology annotation, molecular function: protein binding.